UGUGAACCUUGGCGUCCCCAUAGAAUAAUUGAACCUGUAUAUUGAAAAAAUUCGAAAACAUAUCUGUUAACACAAACUGAUAAGAAGAGGAUGGUAAGAAGAUGAAGAUGUCAGUUCAAUCGAACGAUGUAUUUGAUAACUUUUAGAUGAUGAAAACAUUUCAAGAUCACUUAAAUAGCAAAGACUCCACGGAAUCAGUCGGUACGUAUCGUAAGAACGUGAGCGAACUUACACCAAAGCGAAAUAAACAACCAACCAAACCUGUGUAUUUGAUAGGAACGAAAUAAACAAAAGCGGCGAACUUGAGCGAACUUAAGAAUUUUGAUCAGUUGUUCGCGAAAUAUUGUUUAUGAUAAUUUAAGUUACUCAUAGUGAAAAAAUGGAUGAGGAAAAAUUUAUAUCUCUGGUUGAAAACAAUCCAAUAUUGUAUGACAAAAAUCAUAAUGAUUUUAAAGACAACGAAAAAAAGAAUAUGAUUUGGAAGCAAAUAGCUGAUGAACUGGAAGUUAAUGAGAAUGCAGUAAAGAAGCGGUGGAAAAGUCUAAGAGAACGCUUCGGUAAAGAAUCACGAGAGCGUGCGUCUGGGAGUAGUACAUCGAUAGAAUGGCAUCUCUACGAACAGUUGAUGUUUUUGAGGAAACAUAUACUCCGACGCGGUCCAGGCAGUUUAAUGCUUUCGAAUGCGACACCAACAUUACCACCAAUGGUAUUUCAACUUUCUACAUUGGUGCCUAAAUCCGAAGCAAUAUCACCUACCGAAGCAAUAUUAUCCGCCGAAGCAACAACACCCCCCGAAGCAAUAUCACCGGACGAAGUAAUAUCAGCUGACGAAGCAAUAUCACCCACCGAAACAAUAUCAUCCGACGACGUGUCCCCAACUCCAAAAUUCUCUUUUCCCCGACAACCAACCAAAAAAAAAAGAAAGAUUGGUGCGCAUGAUGAAAUUGACAGUGCCAUUUUGAAAGCAACAGCAAGUUUCGACAGUUUUGUUAAGAGCAGGUCACAAGAACGACAAUACAAUGAAACAAUUCGAGGCUUUGGUCAAAUGGCAAUGUCAAUUUUAUCAAAAUUUAACGAUAAAAAGCAAGUCAGAGUCAUAAAGCAAUGCACUGACAUACUCAUGGAUGCGCAAAUGGAAGAAUAAUAGAAAUUAUAAUUUAAAAUUAAUACAAAACAUAAUUAGAGUAAGACUAGACUUAUUAUUU
Teleopsis dalmanni is the source of this 1205-nucleotide messenger RNA. Its product is annotated as transcription factor Adf-1-like. Gene Ontology annotation, biological process: regulation of transcription by RNA polymerase II. NCBI's taxonomy places the organism in Eukaryota, Metazoa, Arthropoda, Insecta, Diptera, Diopsidae. The record is from RefSeq and is a predicted model, not a curated record. The coding region runs from base 380 to 1144 and encodes 254 amino acids. Gene Ontology annotation, cellular component: transcription regulator complex; nucleus. The transcript is spliced from 5 exons.